AACUGUGUUCUUGGUUUUUUUUUUAAAAAUGGCAAGUAAUGAGACUUAACUCAAUAAAAGAAAAUACACCAUUACGAGGUCGCUACAAUCUCAUCUUUAAUGACGUUUUGUGUCAUUACUUUACACUUUUAAAAAAAAAUCAAAAACGCAGUUCGAUAGAGACAAAUUUUCCCUACAAUAUGUGAUCAAACUUAUAUCGGGCUGAUGUCAAAAAUGCAAGCACCAAUCCGUGAAGAUUUGCUAUUGAUUCACAUUUUUCAUUGUGCUUUUUCGGGUAAGACUCCGUAUUUGAAUAUAUUAUAUUGAGUUUUUAUUAAUCCAAUUUAAUCAUAGAAUAAGAAAGGAUAGAUUUAAUUGUUGGACUAUAAAUUGGUAAUACUUAUGGAUCAAUUGGUUUUUUUCCGAGUUACCAUUUGACGAAACAAUUAUUUUGGCUGGUUUUUUUUCUUAAUUGAAGAGGGAACAUAUUUAAUGCAUCAAUGGAAUGAUGUCUACCAGUAAAAUAAUUUAUUUUCAUAAAUCUUAAAAUAAAUGCAUCACAUCGUAAGGUUAUCAGACUAUUAUUCUUUUAGCAAGUGCUCCACAGUGAAUAUGAGACUAUAUUAAAGAUAAUGUUUCCCGGUUAUGUCUUCUGAUAUUAUAUCAUAUGAGAAGAUGAAACACUAAUUUUAAUGUCACGAUGCCAUACAAUGAAACACCUACUAAAUAAAUACCAUCGGACUUUAGAUGGCGUUGGAUUAAAAUUGAAAAUUCUAAUAAUUUCUCUUUAUUCAUUAAUAUAUUAAAAACAAUAUUUGCAAAUUCGAAUAAUCAUUGAUAAAUAUUACUUUUCUCAUUUAUCAACAGAUUCUUAUUAUAUUUUGAAUUUGCUAAAUAGUAAUUUUGUUUUUAGAUUUAAUUAUAAACAUGGAUCUAUUCGUUGGUGUCGCAUCACCUUCAACACAAAUUCCUGAAAGUAAUGUUUUAGACGAUAUGCGUCGUGAAGCUGAAACAAAUGCUCUUCGAAUAAUUCAAGCUAAAUUAGAAAAACCAGAAAAUCUUGAAAAACUUGAUCAAUUACGUACUGCUGCUGCACAACGAAAGGUUCUUAUCUAA
This is a messenger RNA of Rotaria sp. Silwood2, 1095 nucleotides long. Lineage: Eukaryota; Metazoa; Rotifera; Eurotatoria; Philodinida; Philodinidae. The record is from the annotation of a GenBank genome assembly.